ACUUACAACCGUGUGGAAAAUGGAAGCGAGUUCGCUUACCCGACGUCGUUUUUUCAAUUCUGCAUCUGCAUCUUUCUGUAGCUUCUCCACUUAUCUUUUCUUCCCCAAAAAGUAUAAAAAACUUUUCAAGAAAAAUGAGAUUUCUGCAACAGCUAACGCUUUUGAGCUUCCUCUUCCUCUUCAUAGUGAAUCCAAUCUCAGCCAAAUUCUACCACAACGUUUCUUCCAUACCACCGUUACAGUUCCUAAACGCCACCCGAAGCGCGUGGGAAACUUUCGAGAAACUCGCCGGUUGUCACGUCGGAGACAAAGCCGACGGCCUCUCCAAACUCAAACAAUACUUCCGUCGUUUCGGUUACAUCUCCGCCGCCUCCGUCGUCGAUAAUUUCACCGACGAUUUCGAUGACGUCCUCCGAUCGGCCGUCAACACUUACCAGAGGAAUUUCAACCUCAAGGUCACCGGUAAACUCGACGCGUCUACUCUCCGGCAGAUCGUUAAACCGAGAUGCGGAAAUCCCGACAUGAUCGACGGGACCUCGGAGAUGAACGCCGGUAAGAAACUCCGUACGACGGAGAGAUACUCGUUUUUCCCCGGGAAACCGCGGUGGCCGAAACGGAAACGAGAUCUGAGAUACGCGUUCGCGCCGCAGAACAAUCUCACCGACGACGUGAAGGAAGUGUUCGCACGCGCCUUCGCGCGUUGGGCGAAUGUCACUCCGCUGAAUUUCACGCGCUCGGAGUCACUAAUCGGCGUCGAUAUAGUGAUCGGAUUUUUCGUCGGCGAUCACGGAGACGGAGAGCCGUUCGAUGGAGCGAUGGGGACACUAGCGCACGCGUCUUCUCCGCCUACGGGGAUGUUCCAUCUCGACGGAGACGAGGAUUGGCUGAUCUCUGACGGCGAAAUUAGCCGUAGGAUAUUGCCGGUGACGUCGGUUGUGGAUCUGGAAUCGGUCGCGGUUCACGAGAUCGGUCAUCUUCUAGGGUUGGGUCACUCGUCGGUGGAAGAUGCAAUUAUGUUUCCGGCGAUUUCCGGUGGAGAUCGGAAGGUGGAGCUUGCGAAGGAUGACAUUGAAGGGAUUCAGCAUCUGUACGGAGGAAAUCCGAACGGUGACGGUAAAACAAACAGUGGAGCUGAGUCCGGCGUCGAUUGGAUUCGUCGGUGGAGAGGGCUGAUGCUUAUUAGCCUCUCAUCGCUUGCCACGUGCAUAUUCUUGAUUUGUUUAUAGAACUAUGACAAGAUUUAUAUCCUUUAUUUUUGAGGUCAAUAUUCUUUUUUAUCGGGAAAAUAUAAACUUAACCGAAACUAAACCGGAUCGCACCUAAAUCUAAAGUAAACCGAAGCUCACCGUAUUCUCUAGAAUCUUU
Eutrema salsugineum is the source of this 1365-nucleotide messenger RNA. Its product is annotated as metalloendoproteinase 5-MMP. Gene Ontology annotation, cellular component: extracellular matrix. The transcript has a single exon. Gene Ontology annotation, biological process: extracellular matrix organization; collagen catabolic process; proteolysis. Gene Ontology annotation, molecular function: metalloendopeptidase activity; zinc ion binding. The coding region runs from base 135 to 1226 and encodes 363 amino acids. NCBI's taxonomy places the organism in Eukaryota, Viridiplantae, Streptophyta, Magnoliopsida, Brassicales, Brassicaceae. The record is from RefSeq and is a predicted model, not a curated record.